UCGACUAUUUUUCGCUAGUGGCCUAUGUCGCCAUUUAGGCUAUGGGAAAUAAUUUUGGUUUAACCAAACAAGCCGAUUACUAAAAAAAAAAUGCCAAUAAAUGUGCGCGUAACACCGGAAUGGACAGAUUUUGUGCCACGGCUGGUGGAAGCAAUACAGAGAGAACAGCUGCGUGAUGGAUUCAACCAGGAUGACAAAGAGGAGACAUUAUUCCUUAACGUCCAUCCGAGUAUCCAGUUUCACUACUCAUGCGCGCCACUGCAUCAUAUUCACUGCAUUACAUCCUACAGUGGAUGCAGUGGCAACGUGGUGCUGGGGUUCAAGUGGGGUCAAACCGAAUUCAAACAUCAGAUUGAAACCUGGGUGGAUGAUGGCCAGGGCAGCCUCCAGCACCAUUCUACAAUACCCGUCUAUGGCAGGUACAAGAUUGAACUCAUGCAGUAUAUCCCCAACCGCGGCAUCCUGGUGGGCUACUGCAAUGACGUGUGCCUGCGCCUGCUGACCGACAACACACAGGAGAUGGUGAUGCUGUGCCAGGCAGAGUGCCCCGCCUCAGUGGCCAGCAUGCUGUACUGUCCAGAGACCGGCGAGCUCCUCACAGGCAGCAUGGGACUCGUGGCCUUCUGGGGUUUCUACACGUCCACCCAGAGUCCCCUGAGCCUGCUGAGGACCCUGGACUGGACGAGCUCCUCGCUGCAGCGCGACAUGUUCAUCACCGGCUUCGUGGCCCAGCCGCAGACCAGCUCCGUCUACGUGCUGUGCAGCCACAACGUCAAGAGCUUCGACCACGCCGGCCAGCGGGAGCUGUUUGAGUUCCGCGGCCGGAGCGUGGCCACGCUGCGCUGCGCCGUCCUGGAGUGGCGGCAGAGAUAUCUGUACACGGGAGACGCGGAGGGAUACAUACAGGUGUGGAGCUACGACACGCGCUGCCUCUUCCUGCAGUUCCGCGCUCACCCGGACGCGGUGACGUCGGUGGUGCUGAUGCCGGAGUCGGGCACCAUCCUCUCUGCCUCCACCAGCUGCUGGAUCAAGCAGUGGACGCGCUCCGGCGACCUGCUCCUCAAGCUGCACACGGACAUGGCGGGAGGCGUGAGGAGCAUGUGGACGCUGGGCAACAACGUCAUUCUCAGCCAGUCCUCAAACUCCUUAGACGUGUGGCGGCUGAACAGUAUCUACAGGUCUUUCAAUGACACGGCCUGCAGUGUGCGUGUGCUCCGCCGGCUGGAGUGCGGACGACGGGGGAAGGCCCGCAUCCUGGCGGUGACGCAGGACGGCAUCAUCCGCUUCUUCUCCCCUGUCACGGGCGAGCUGCUCUUCCUCUCCUGGCCCUUCCUGCACAUCGACAAGGCUCUGGGCUUCGCCUACGACCCGCUGCGCGAGGAGCUGUACAUCUGCGACGGCAGCGUGGACGUCCACGUCCUCGACACCACCCUGAACCCCUGUCCCGUGAAGCACGUCCUCAACACCGUCAAGGACGGCAACGACGAAGUGCUGUGUCUGGCCACCGUGUUCGUCUGGAGCUCGCAAGAUGGCGCAGCCGCCACCGCCACCUCCACUUCCACCUUCGCCGCCAAUGAAAGCCUGUGUUGCUGCCUGGUGUUCAGCGGUCACUGUAGCGGGAAGCUGCAGCUCCUGGCGCCACUCGGCCUGCGUUGCAACCCGGGGGAAGCGCACUCGGGACCCAUCUGCCAGAUGAGCACCAGCAGCAGUAGCACCAGCGGUGGAGGCGGUGGCCAGACGGCUGUGAUCUGCUGCUACGGCACAGACAAGCAGUUCACCCUCUGGUCGGUCGCGUUCAGGGACGGCCGCGUCCACCUGACUCUCAGCAGUCAGAUCUUUUGUCCGUUCACCCCGGUCCACUGCAGGGUCCUGAGAGGGGGCGUGUGCGCCGUCUCGCCGCAGCAGGACAUGGUUGUGUACUCUCUGCGCAGCGGGGGGCAGAAUCCCGGCCGCCCGAUAGCGAUCAAGAGGGACAGGUCGCAGACGAUAUCGUGUCUCGACUACUGCCCCGAGCUGGACGUCCUCGCUGUCUCGGGCCCGAGUGGCAAAGUGGAGUUCUGGAACCCCGUCGUCGGGGAGCUGGUGGCGGAGGUCCAGCUGGGCGUGCCGGUGACGCAGCUGUGCUUCGGGAACGCCCGCGGCGACCUCCUGGCCUCGUUCUCCGAUAGCGUUAGCAUCGUGUCCGUGGCGCACGUGCUGCCCACCCGCUACCUCAGGCGCGUGCUGGAGCAGGCCCCGCCGGACGACGUCGCCGAGCUGCCCGCUCCCUUCCUGCCGAAGUCGCCGUCGCAUUACGACAUCAGCACAGUCGGCAAGAUAUACAUGAAACACGUUGAGACGGGGAGGAGCUUAGCGACGGAAACGAUACGCGAUCCGAUGCUAGACGAUAACAUGGCAGAGAAGGACGCUGCUCCCGCAGAAGACAAAUAUGCUGGCAGGAAGUCUAUUAUUAGACCCUUCCCUUUCGUCCCUUUCAGAAGGAAGAGACAAUCAGCCUGCAAAAGUGCUUCAACAACUGAAGAAGAGCCCGAUGAAAUGGAAGAAGAUGACGUUUCAGAGGAAGCAGUCAUGCAGGCACAGUCAUUCGAAGACACUGUCUUUUCUCUGUUCCGCCACAUCGCCCCAGACGGCUACAUCCCGAACUCAGUGGUGCGAGGCCACCACACCACAGAGCACCUGGAGGAGGAGCAGAAGUGGACAUACGAGGUGGAGGAGAUCCCUCAGGCUCUCCUCAGAGACUACUACGACCUGCCGGAGGAGAACCUCAACAAACAUUCCGAGGAGGUCAAGGUGAUUUUAACGCGCACCAAGCAGAUACGAAUCCAGAACGCACAGCAGCAGAUGAUGAAAAGUGGGACGACUGCUGCUGCUACGCAGGAAGUGGCGGAGGAAGGGCAGGGCAUCACGGGGGUUCAGCACAUUGACAAGGUCCCGGAUGGCGAGGACGAGAUGGUGGUGCAAAGGCUGAACGAACUACUGGGAAAAUUAGAGACGUCAUCUGAGGAGGAUUACAAGGCAAUGAGUGACGAGCUGAUUACGGUUCUCAAACAGAUAAAGGACGAGGCAUUUUUAGAGAGGGUCAAAGACAUGUUUCUCGACCAUGCCAUGGAUGGCUCCAUGGGGUGGCGACAGUUGCAAGGCUUGAACAAUCUCCGCAGACUGUGCCUCCUGCACAGAGGAGACAUAGCUACCAUCGCCCAGAUGCUGGUCCACCUUUUCCCAGAGUUGCGCAACUUAGCCGGCUCAAUAUUGCAGACGGAGUUCUACAUUUUUGACAAACAAACGCUGGCGAGUAGGUUGCAAGGAGUCAUGAGCCCCAAGGAAAUGAAAACAUUGCUUUCCAAACUGACAGAGGAUCUUAAUUAUGUUGAGGAUAAUAAUUCUGUUAUAAAACACAAAAAGCGAUCCAAAAAAGCAGAUGCUGAGAUGAAUGAGUCCUCGAGCACUCAAGUUUUCAAGUACACCACCAUGAAACGGAUGUCAGACGCAAAAGGUAACCGCAGGAGGUCCAGGAAGAGAAGUACACUAUGUGGCAGCUGCACUUCAGAAGACCUUUUGGCAGGAGACGAACAGGCUAAGAAAGACACCCACGCUGACAUGCAGGCAGAGGGCCUGGGGAGCAUCGGGAAGAGACACCCUGACGCUCAAUCCAAACAAGCCAAGUCAAAGCGUGCCACCAAAGAGCGCGGAGCUUCACUGAAACUCCCCCAGCGCCCCACCCUUAACCCAAGACUGCACGCCUACAGGCAGUCCUUUGUGUUAGACAGAUUUCAGUUGGAUGAAAUGGAAAUGGAGGCAGAUAUGGCCAAGUGUAAAUCCCGGCUGCCGCCGAUUGACUCAGGAUGUGUCUCCCUGGCAGACCUAGCAGAAGGGGUUCACCAGAAAGGGGCUGAGCAAAAAGUGGGGUCCACCACCAAAAAACGGGGCGGCCUCAUUCCAAUUGGGAAGCCCAAAAGGGCCGAGCACCAUUACAACACGCCCGUCCCGUGCCACUACGGCUCUGCGCUCCAUGACGGCAUCCACUCCCAGAAUUCUGAUGACAUCAUCUUAAACUAUGACGUCAUCUCCUCUCAGCGCACCUCCAGAGCCGAGCAGCAUGACGUCAUCGGUCAGCGCCCUUCCAGAGCCGAGCAGCAUGACGUCAUCGGUCAGCGCCCUUCCAGAGCCGAGCAGAAUGACGUCAUCUCUCAGCGCCCCUACAGACCCGAGCAGCACGACGUCAUCGGUCAGCGCCCUUCCAGAGCGGAGCAGCAUGACAUCAUCUCUCAGCGCCCAUACAGAGCCGAGCUUGGUGUCGGCUCUCCGCAUGCCGAGCAUCCUCAGGGCCCUCGCCAUCCUCUAGGUCACGUCUCCCACCUGUAUCCACAGGGGGGCACUGUGCUGCGCAGGCCUGGUGAGCUAGGUGAAGGUCACGAGCAAGGAGACAGUCACUGGAGGCAGAGCCUGCACAAGCUCAUCUCCCUCAACGGCUUCCGCUCCCGCAAAGCAGAAAAGGCGGCCGCCCCUCUACUGUGCUCACCGCCACCGCCACCGCCACCGCCGGCCCGUAUGCCACAGAGGCCAACUGGCCAAAAGACCACUCUACUUCCCCCGCUCCACCAGAGGGCACUGUGGCAGGGUGCGCCAGGGGAGCGGGUGGCGGAGAGGGUAGAGUUGACGACCAAGGGAGGAGGAGGUGGUGGUGGUGGUGGGAGCGCCAACUCCAAUUUGGCCUCAGCCGCGGCGCUAUUGAAGUUCCAGAACGAGAUCCCGCUGCCCUGGCGCCUCAGCCACUUCCCCCUGAGGUCGCGCGGCCACACCAGGUACGGCAAGCUGGAGGUGGGAUGGGUGAGGAGCGGAGGAGGAGUGCAGCUGCCCAACAUCGACCCCACCAAGCGCUCCCUCAGCCGGAGUUAGAGGAGACACAGAAAUUAUUUUUAUUUUUGGUUGUAUUUCAUACUUUAUCAAAGUAUUUGACAAAAAAAUCUUAUAUUUCUUUACAAGAGAGUAAAACAAAUAUGCAAAGACGUUUGAUGAUUAAUAAAAAACUGA
This is a messenger RNA of Engraulis encrasicolus (European anchovy), 5031 nucleotides long. RefSeq lists its product as uncharacterized. Lineage: Eukaryota; Metazoa; Chordata; Actinopteri; Clupeiformes; Engraulidae. Gene Ontology annotation, molecular function: protein binding. The transcript has 14 exons. The record is from RefSeq and is a predicted model, not a curated record. The coding region runs from base 91 to 4896 and encodes 1601 amino acids.